Bipolaris victoriae FI3 is the source of this 639-nucleotide messenger RNA. RefSeq lists its product as hypothetical. The record is from RefSeq and is a predicted model, not a curated record. The transcript has 2 exons. Gene Ontology annotation, molecular function: hydrolase activity. NCBI's taxonomy places the organism in Eukaryota, Fungi, Ascomycota, Dothideomycetes, Pleosporales, Pleosporaceae. Bases 1 to 639 code for a protein of 212 amino acids.
AUGUUUAUUAGUGUAGAGUAUCGUGAUCCAAACGCUCUCAGUAAUGAGGCACCUCAUCCUGCACAACGAAAGGCUUUCCUCGCCGCCUAUAGCAAUCUGCUAGCUAUGAAAAUACCGUCUUCCAAUAUCAUGUUCAUGGGUGACUCUGCUGGUAGAGGACUGAGUGUUCUAUCGGCAAUCCAAGCGCAGCAAGAACAGCUUCCGCAACCGGCAGGGUCAAUCUUGAUAUCUCCUUGGGUGGAUAUGUCACUCUCUGCAUAUGAAGGUGGCAAUCAAGCUGUCAUGAGUGACUUCCUUGCAAACGCCAACACCGCAGUGCCUGUCAUGGCCAAAGCAUUCCUCGGUGUUUAUUCAAGUACAGACGCAGAAGUCAAUCCGCUUCUUCAGCCCCUGCAAAGAAUAAACGGCCUAAAUCCUCAGCGUGUAUUUGUCCGUGCAGCUGAGUUUGCACUCUCAGACUCCAAAGACUGGGCAUGCAGGUGUCAAGAAGCGGGUGUUAAAUGGGAGUUGCAUAUAAAAUGGGGACUGAUGCAUGUCUGGGCUUUAGGGUCCAACUUUAUUGAACUAGCCUUGCGCGAAAAGACCGAUACAAGAAUGGUUGAUUGGAUUAUUGAAUGUAUCCAUGGAAUGGAGGACUGA